Physella acuta is the source of this 8496-nucleotide messenger RNA. RefSeq lists its product as uncharacterized. The record is from RefSeq and is a predicted model, not a curated record. Lineage: Eukaryota; Metazoa; Mollusca; Gastropoda; Physidae. Gene Ontology annotation, molecular function: protein binding.
AUGAUCUCACUAACUAGCGGUGUCUACUAUGAGCAGCUGACAGCAGAAGCCGCCAACACCAAGGACGUGGUCCAGCUAGCGCCCAUACAGACCAACAGAAGCCGGAUGUCCUGUGGCUGGAGCUGUGACCGGCACGAGAACUGCACCAUGUUCCUCUACAGCGCCCCCAGCAGAAAGUGCGCCCUCUAUGGGAUGGACUACCCUCGCACCCCGUACCCAGUCAGGGCAGCCGUGACGAGCCAGUGGCAGAUAUUUUACAUCAAGACCAGCUGCAGGUUCUCGUACGUCAAACGGUUCAACAAGUGCGUCAUGUACAACAGCAGCCUAACCCUCAGGGACAACCUGGUGAUGACGUGUAGAUCUGUGGGGGGUCGUCUGACGGAGUUCUCCUCCCUGGAUGAGCUCAACUUUUUCAGCGCUUUUUUCCUGGCCAGGGAUGGCAGUGCUGGCGUCGCUUACUGGAUGGGUGCCAUCAUCACCAACAAGUUAAAUCGGGUGUUCUCCUGGAUGAGCAACUUGUCCAGUGUGGUCAGCCCCGGCUACUGGGCGUCCGGACAACCAGACCAGUCCCCCGGGCCGAACGAGAACUGCACGGAGAUCAAGUCCGAAUUCCGGUUCCUUUUCAACGACGUGGCGUGUGAUCAGCUGAGAUCUGGAUUUUGUGAGGUCAUACUACCUGUCUCCCCUUUUGGGAGGUUCGAUUCUAAUGACAACACGGCGGAAGCGGAUGAAGAAAUCGAGGUGCUAGAAGGCCCUGAGGUUGAAAUCGUAGGUUCGUGCGAAUCCAGCGAAGACGACGAAGGAUUUGACUUAGAUAUGGAAUCUAACAAAAGUGAAACAGAAACAAUGGAAAGCGAAGAGGAACAUAAUGCAAAACAUGAAUUAUCUAAACAUGUUUCGCAUACUAAUUUAGCUACAGAGCCUGACAAUAAAUAUUAUGAAGUUGAAGCUAUUAUCGCCGGUCCAGUAAAACGCAAGGAGCAUCUCUUUAAACUUUGCUACAAAGUGAGGUGGAAAGGUUAUGGGCCAGAAGCUGACACUUGGCAACCUUUAGCUGAUUUAGCUAAUGUGCAGGACAUGAUUGAUGAUUUUAGAAAAUCAAAGGCUGAAAAAAAGGGCAAGAGAAAACAGCCGAAACAGCCAAAAGAAAGCGGUUCAAAGCCUGUGACAUCAGAAAACAACAGCAGGAGUCAGACGCCGUUGCCAGCCACCUCUAAUUCAGACAAGGAUGAUGACUCACAGCAGUAUGACCCUGAGUAUGGCACAGUGAAAGACAAAUUUUGGAAAGACCUGGAGCUGGGGCGUGUGGAUCAAUACACUGACCUCUUCUCUGGUGACAUGUACUCCAAAAUUAAAGGCUGUCAGCGAACUGCCCACGCUGAGGCUGUGGCUAAUAUACAUAAACAACAGUCCCAUGCUAAAGCCAGUGCUAUUCUACACUCUGCAAAAACUCCUUCACCAAAGACGGCUACACCAAAGGGUGCCAAAUCAAAAAGUCAGCAGUCUGCACUGCAUCCGACAGUAUCAAACUCUACUCCUUCUCUUUCCAAAACAACAGAUGAGGUUGUUGCCAGCAGAGGGCGCAAGCGUGCUAGUGAACCAUUUCGUUCUAAGGGCUAUAAAUCCAAACGCACCAGUGAACCUUUUAGCUCAAAGGGCUACAAAUGUAAACGGGCCAGAAGAUCCCAUGAGCGUAAGUCUGGUAUUGCGUCCCCAGAUGUCUGUUCUGUGACGUCAGAGACAGUGGGCAUGGUCACCACCACCAGCCCAAUCUUGACCCCGCCCGUGCUGACCACCAGCACAGCCCCAACUUUCACAACAGGCACUACUGGCUACACAACCAUAACAUACUCACCUAAUGGAUCCUCGCUCAAAUCCAGCUCACGAGCAGUCUACCAAUCAGAUGAGGAAGAUACAGACUGUGAGAAAACUCAAAUGACAGUCUCUUCAGAGACCAUGUUAACUAUCACAACAGAGACUGAGAUACUCAAUACUGGAGAUAUCAGCAGUUCAGAAAAAGGUAUACCAACAGAUGAACAUUGUCAGCUUUUUUCUACUGGUACAGUUAACGGAGGAGCUAGUGGCAGCGACUCUUUAGCUGGAUCUCCAUUUGAGGCCAGCGGUGCCACCUCUAGUGGCAGCGCACCAGGUCCAUCAGGGUUAAACAUGGACCCUAUGGUCAAAAGGUCAACGCUAGAUACUCGGUCUGAGGCUAGUGGGUCAAUUGAACGUUCACAUGACGAAGAAUGCUUAUGGGGUGGGGCCUGCAAUAGGUCAGACUGUAGAGCCAAUCGUAGGAGAAAUAUGAAAAACGGCAAGGACCAAACAAAGGGAGGGCAUGCACACGAGGAUGAGGAGUGCAUGUCUGAGGCAGAGGAGGCGGUACCUCACAGUGAGAGCUGUAGCAGUGUCACCAGCUCUGAUGACCCAGGCAGCUUGAGGCUAGAUAAGAGCCCCCCUGGUGAGGGUGGAGCCAUCUCUCCUCACGGUAAAAGGUCCAACCUCUACUCAGCUUCACCCCAGAGUGGCAGCAGAACACAUGCAUCCAUAAAGUCCUCACCCGUGCAGGUGGGCAAGUCCCAGCGCACCUUGUCCUCCUACAGCUCUGACUCUAGCUUUGAUGAAAUGUUAACUAGUAACGUGUCGUUGAAUAGAGAGAGUGUCAAGAAUUCAUUUGGUCGUGUGGAUCCUUUAGUUCAUAGGUUGCAAUUGGACAGCUUGGCUAGUUCUUCCAGCAGGCCUAGUGGUAUUCCACAGGAGGUAGACACGACACAUGUGAGUAGAAGAAACUAUGAAGGUUCAGAGAGACCAGGUUUAUUUAGUGAUAAUAACAGUGCUUUCAGUUUUGCAAGACAAGACUCUGGCUUUUCAGGGGGGUCGUCAACUCCAGGGGAACAGCAUAGCCAGUUUACCCUCCCCUCCCCUGCUGGCAGCAUUAAUCUUAGCUCCCCGGGGAAGGAGAACUUUAGGAGCUCCUCUUCAGAGAACAUUUCUACUGUAUCCAGUGGCAGCCAUGAGAGACUGGCCAACAUGAUGGAAGUUGACCAGGCUGACCCCCGCCAGGAUACGACGGCUUCAGCUACAUCUUUGUACACACAGACACGGGGCUUUGGUGACUCACAGGAGAUGUGGUCCAGGAAAAGAGGGAAUGAUGUCUCACUACCGCUGGAGAAGAUCCCGUCUCCAAACUCCAGAAGGGAUUCAGAUCUUGAUAGAAGAAUCAGCACACUGACCUGUGAUGAACUUGAGGAUCUUGUCGAGCAGGGUGAAGACCGCUUUGGCUCAAAGGACGUUGGAUUUGUAACCAAUGCUGAUCUCCUGCAAGCUGUCAACCUGAGCAAGGCUGAAGUUGUGAAGCGAGCCAUACGCCAGUCAUGUAACACAGAGCGCAGACUGGACUUUGAACAACCCGAUGGUACAGGCCUGACUCUGCUUAUGAGAGCUGUGCAGAAAGGAUCAGUUGCAAUAGUUGAAAUGUUGCUUGAGAAUGGAGCCAAUGUCAAUGCCCAGCAAACUAAUGGUAUCACAGCUUUAAUGAUUGCUGCUGAGCAGAAUGGUGUAUGUCUCCUGGCUUUAUUGUUAAAACAUGGAGCCAACAGCAGCCUUUACACAGUACAUUCUGACCAAGCUGAGACCGCUUUAAUGAAACCCUCCUAUUAUUUGUUUAAAAAGGCUAUCAAGAGACAGAAUAGAGAAGUGGUAAAUCUGAUGUUGCGUGUGGGUGUCAAUAUUGCUGCACCAACAUGUUCCAGUUCUUCUGCCCUGGAGCUGGCCAUAGAGAGGAGAAAUCCACAAAUUGAAGCUAUAGUUCGAUCUCAUUUUCAGAGGCUAGAGCAAGCCUUCCGUAGCCGAGUGAUGGCCACUCUAGAAGAAACAGCUGAGCUGAUGGAACCUUUGUUUCCACUUCAAUGUUUUCCUCUGAGAGAGUCGCAGGAAUUUGUUGUCAAAUUUAAUAGCAACAUUCAUCCAGUUGCUCAAGGUGAAGGUUUUCUGCUCUUCAUAGCACACACAAAGAUUAAUGAUAAAGGUGUGAGGUGUCGGUUCCAUGGCGGCUGCCCCAUAGGCUCUGUAACACUAAAUGGAGUUGUCCAGUCCCCGCUGACCAAGGAAGUGAACUUUGUGACCUCUUGUCAUCCAAUUAUACCUGGCUGUAACACAUUAGUCAUCCACAAACUGGAAGAUUACACUUCAAAAGCCAAGUUGGUGGUUCAAGCAUUUAGGGCGAAACUGUUGCCAGUCUGAAGUUGACAUGUCAUGAGGAUGUCAUAUGUCAUGUGCAUUUCACCUGUAAAUGCAAAGCCUGCUAUGUGAUUAGAUAAAGUGGUCAUACAGGGUUAAUGGGUGCCAAAAUGUGUGUUUUCUUACCAAAUGACAGUUCUUCAAGUGGUACACUCAUUAAAUGUGUCUUCUUACACCAAAUUUUCUAUAAGCUGAGUCAUAUGUCGAUUGAAUGUGGAGGGAGGGUGUGUCAACUUUGUUAUACUUUGUGAUUUAUAAAUAUUUUCAUUGCUUAGUUUAAACUGAGUAUAUUAAACUACACUCUUUGUAAAAUACACCAGCUCAAUAUUUGUUUAAAGAGAAAGAGAUAAUUUAUUAUUUAUUUAUACAUAUUUUACACGUGUUGUUUUCAUGUUCAAACUGGUGACUUGUUUUUUCUGUUUGACUUCUAGGUUAUAAGGGGGCUUUUUUUUUUUAAAUUGUAAUAAAGAAAAAUAGAGGAGUAUAUAUGUUAAUACCAACGUAAAAGAAUUUUUUGUCAAGGGACUAGUGUAUCUUUGUGUGAAAUAUUAGGUGUUUAACUAUGGUGUUGCUUUAUACUUGAAUAUUUAAAAGUAUGUUGGAAAAUGUAUUUAAUGUCAGCUUUCUAAAGGAAAUGUUUAUUGCUUUUGACCAAUUUGGUUGGAUUUCUAAUUGAGCUGGUGAAUCAUAAACUGUUUGAAAAGCAUACCAACAUUGUUUUGUCCUACAAGAAUUGUUCACAAUUUGGUUAAAUUUGGUCAAAAUUAAAUCAUUUUUUUUUUCGAUGCAUUAAAAAUUGUAUAGCACAUUAUAUUAAGAUAUAUUUUAUUUUUAUCUUUCUUUAUUAAAGACUAAAUAUUCUGCAUUAUUGCUAUCACACAAAAAAAUUAAAUUUUGUCAAUUUGUUUAUAUGUGAAAAUAAUGGGAUGGUCAUGUGAUUCACUGCGUAUGCCAGUAGAAAUAGCCAACUGUUUGAUGUGAUAUCUAUGUAUUUAAAUGAUUUGUUUUGCUGCUGAUGUGAUUAACCAUGUCUACAUUUUUUUAGUCACAUUGUUAUUACUAAUUCCCUAUGUUGGUGAGAUGGCUUCUUGAAAUAAUCAGAAUUAGAUUGAUCCCUUUAUAAAGUUAUGUUGCUACAUUUUGUGCCAUAUUAGUGCAGAAUUGUUUGAAAGGACAUAGCUUGAUUGUUUGAAUUUAUGUUUGAAUUUAAUUUUUUUUUUCUUAACUGGUCAGUAAUGAUGUACAUAUUAACUACGCUGUUCCUCUUGAAGGCAUUAAUUAUAAUUCUUGUAGCCUUGGUCGAGUUUUUAUUGUAACUAAUGUACACAAUUUUUGCAUACUGUUGUCAUUCUAUUUUCCUUGUUGUAAGUCUUCAGCACUUGGAUUAGAUAUUAAAUAAAUCAGUUUCCUAUUUACCAUUUUUUUAAUUAUAAUAGAAAUAUUAAUGCUCAAUAUAAAAAAAUGGUUGCAAUCAUAGGAAAUUCAUAAUUCAGCCUCAUUGUUACCAACAUAUUAUUCUGCAUGAUAGGGCAUAUGUUUUUUGCACAACACCAGGUAGAAUCAUCUGUGGCUCACUUUCAAAUUUCCUUGUCAGGGUAUACUGAAUGUAGUCCUAUCAAUAAUCUUCAAUUUUUAAUGGGGAAUGAAAAUUUCAACCAAACCUGUGUGCUAUCUAUUAAUUUAAUGCAUCAUAGCAAAGGUUACAUUUUAGAAACCUUUGACUUUUAGCAUGUUUCAACUUAUUAACCUGUAGUUGUGCAGAAUACAUUUUUAUGUCACUUGGGUAUAAUUUUUAUUUUACCAAUUUGUUUAUGCUUGAAAGUCCCUAUUUAGUUUUUUUUUUAAUGAAUCUGUUUUUACUUAGAGAAUCAGGCAGCUGUUUGAUAUUGUGCAUCAUUUAUUGUAGUUUAUUGUAGCAUCAUUCAGUUAGGUUAAUUGCAUAUUAUAAAUAUUUUACUUCAUUCAAGCAUGUGAAUUCCUUCACUAAAUAGUGGGCAGGUUACAACUAUGCUUUUUUUCUUCUUGUUCUUCAGAUGUAAUUUUGACAGUAUUAAUCAUCAGACUUGAAACUAAUGUACAUACAUUCUAAAUACAACUUGGAUGAAGCAGCUCUACAGUUUGCAGCAUUGAAUUUGUUAUCUCAUCACACAUUAUAUUCUUGUCCCAAUAUCAGUGAGGCAACGCACAAAUUGUCAUGCCAUUUGCUUUAAGUGGAGCUUUGUGAUCAUACAAGAUCACACCUGGGUUCUAGCUUGAAAUGCUGGGGGAUCAGGUCAAUAAAUAAUACACUCAACAAACUUGUAGACUUUUAUGUUUCUUUUUUACCAUGUUAAAAAUUGCAACUGUACUUGUUUGUGAAAACUUUAAAUAACCCCCCAUAUAAAAUUAUACAUUUACAGCCUUCAUAUUUGGUUAUCAGCAGGGGUUGCUAUCACCACUGUCCUUUAUUCUUAAUGCUUCAUGCACCUUUAACCAGCACAGUUGCAGAAGUUUGUUCUAUCCUUAAACUUGUAAAGAAUUUUAAACUGCAUCAAGUAUUUAUCUUCAAUUCUUCUCAUACAGAUUGUACCAGUGUAUAUGCUUUGAUUGUUUAACAGCAUUAUUUUUCUUGUUUUCUCACUUCGCACCGCCUCUAAACUUUUAUUAGCUUAAUUUUUAUUUUAGAAUGGCAUAAUCAUCCAAAGAGUGUGUGCUUAGCAUAAUUUAUUAAUAGCUUACUAAUGUGCUUGUUUAUGGUGGAACUCUGUUAUUUGAAAACAUUGUUUUCUAAAUAGUCUAGAUAGGAAGAAAUUCACUAGUGACUGUCUGUUGCAAUGUUUUAUCUUGGUUUCUGCCAGUUCAGUGUAGUCACACAUAAGAUUGUUUCAGUAGUUUAUUUCAACUGCUAGACUUGCUGAUUAUAGAGUAGUUCAACAUGUAGACACCAUUUUUUUCUUUUCUCUGAGAAGUUAUUUCAGAGCGUAAGCAACUAGUCGUGUAUUAAAAGUUUUUACUUAACCAUGUUAUCCCAUUGUAUUGAAAAAUUAAGGUAACCUGAACUGACUGCACUAGUCUAUUUACAGGUCUGAUAAUUGGCUACACCAGUGGCUUAUGGUCUGUGGAUUAGGAGAGCUAGGCUAAUCCCCCAAGUGUCUCUUAAUACUAAAUUUAGUAAAAUAGAUAUAACGUCAUGGCCAGUGAAAUCCCACUACAUGCCACAUCAAACUUUGCCAACUAAGCAUGCAUUUUCUUGAGUCUCAUGAGUGUGUUGGAGGGUUGUCAAAUGAUUAAGUCCCACUGUUACAAGCAUCAGCGGUAUCUACAAUAUACCCUGCUGUAUGUAAUCUAUAUUUGACUGGUGCUUUCCCAUAUUCUUACUAUGUAACUGUUAGCCCUAGAUCAUAAUCCUCAUGUAUACAUUUUUGUACUAAUUUAGUUUUGUUUAUGGAGCAUUACCUUUUUUUAAAAAAAUAAGAGUAAAAUGCUUUUGAACCUUUCUUACAUUUACAAAGUUUCUUGAGGUUUUGCUGUAUUUUUCUGUAUCUAGUUGGUUUUCUUUUUAGUGAUUAUAGUUCUUUUUUUUUCUUAAAAUUGUGUAAAUUUUACAUGAAAUUCAUUUCAAUUUAUAACCAAAAAAAUUAGUUUCAAUUUAAAUUUUAAUAACAAUUUUUGCUAUUUCAGUCCAUAACCCUUGUCUUUCCAUUUGUCUGUAUAUUACCUCAAAUUGAUAAAAUAAAAAAAGUUUGUCAGUCAUUUAAAGUGCAUAUUCUGAAGAUUUUAGGGUACAAAAUGAGCAUAUUCAGUUACAACAGUUUAAUAAAAUUGUUUUUGUACCCCUUUUUGAGCACAUUUCUACUUGACAACUCCCAUCAGUUUAUGUUGUCUGACUUCACAUUUGUCAUCAACAGCAGCACUGUCAAUGUUGGCUCAUCUUGUUUUAUAUUGGAAUGUUAUUUAUAGCUGCAACCUACAUAAAUAAUUUAAAAAUGAACUGGAUGUGGCAAAGGUUAAUGAAAAAUAAAUAGCUGAAUUAUCCAAUGUUGUUUAGAACGAAGUUUAAUUUUGGUAAUUUUUUGUCGUUUACAAAAGCUAGCAGAUUUAGAAUGUAUUAGAUAUUAAUCAAUUUAUACAGCUGGUGUAUAAUAGGAUGGUGGAAGUGUGAAUUUUAUUUUAUUUAGGGUAGUUUUAUUAAUUGAUCAUUUUUUUUUCUCCCAUGUCCAUAAAAGAUGUAAUUAUUUUUUUUGGUAACACUUAAUAAAAGUUCAUGUGUUAAUAACA